Acomys russatus (golden spiny mouse) is the source of this 485-nucleotide messenger RNA. Its product is annotated as 40S ribosomal protein S25-like. Lineage: Eukaryota; Metazoa; Chordata; Mammalia; Rodentia; Muridae. The transcript has a single exon. The record is from RefSeq and is a predicted model, not a curated record. The coding region runs from base 44 to 421 and encodes 125 amino acids. Gene Ontology annotation, molecular function: structural constituent of ribosome. Gene Ontology annotation, cellular component: cytosolic small ribosomal subunit.
UUAGUGAGGCUGCAGUGGUUGUCGCCACUCUCCUAGCUUCGCCAUGCCACCCAAGGACGACAAGAAGAAGAAAGAUGCUGGGAAGUCGGCAAAAAAAGACAAAGACCCAGUAAAUAAGUCUGGUGGCAAGGCCAAAAAGAAGAAGUGGUCCAAAGGCAAAGUUCGGGACAAGCUCAACAAUUUAGUCCUGUUUGACAAAGCCACAUACGACAAACUCUGCAAGGAAGUUCCCAACUAUAAGCUUAUUACUCCAGCUGUUGUCUCUGAGAGGCUGAAGAUCCGCGGCUCGCUGGCCAGGGCAGCCCUUCAGGAGCUGCUUAGUAAUGGACUUAUCAAGCUGGUUUCGAAGCACAGAGCCCAAGUAAUUUACACAAGAAACACAAAGGGUGGAGAUGCCCCAGCUGCUGGUGAAGAUGCAUAAGCAGGCUAAAUCAGCUGUACAUUUGGGAAAAUAAAACUUUAUUAAGUCAAAAAAAAAAAAAAAG